This is a messenger RNA of Arachis stenosperma, 1099 nucleotides long. RefSeq lists its product as uncharacterized. The record is from RefSeq and is a predicted model, not a curated record. The transcript has 2 exons. The coding region runs from base 1 to 1002 and encodes 333 amino acids. Lineage: Eukaryota; Viridiplantae; Streptophyta; Magnoliopsida; Fabales; Fabaceae.
AUGGGUCAAAUGAUUGUUCAGGUGGUUUUGGUGGCAGUUAUGGUGGUGCUUGUGGGAGUGGCUGGGGCAACUCCUCCUGGGAUAGCCAAGAAUCCAAGCCAUGCAACUUGCAAAAUAAAGAAGUAUAAACAUUGUUACAAUUUGGAGCAUGUUUGCCCCAAAUUUUGCCCUGAUGGAUGCACUGUGGAAUGUGCUUCUUGCAAGCCCAUUUGUGUUGGGGAUUGUGACAGACCAGGAGCAGUUUGCCAAGACCCUCGUUUCAUCGGCGGCGAUGGCACCACAUUCUACUUCCACGGCAAGAAAGACACCAACUUCUGCCUCGUCUCCGAUCCAAACCUCCACAUCAACGCCCACUUCAUCGGCAGAAGAAGCCAAAACAUGAAAAGAGACUUCACCUGGGUUCAAUCCAUCGCCAUCCUCUUCAACAACAACCACACACUCUUCAUCGGGGCCCAAAAAACCGCCGCAUGGGACGAUUCCAACGACCGCGUUGACCUCUCCUUCGACGGUCAACCCAUCACACUCCCACAAUCAGAAGGAGCCACGUGGACAUCCCAAACCUCCCCCAGCGUAACCGUUUCUAGGGCUGAAGACUCCGCCACCAACAGCGUGGUUCUGGAGGUCGAAGGGAAACUGAAGGUGAGCGCAAAGGUUGUUCCUAUAACUGAAGAAGAUUCCAGAAUUCAUAGCUAUGGGGUUACCGAAGAGGAUUGUUUUGCGCACCUUGAUUUAGGGUUCAAGUUCUUGGAUCUGAGCAGAGAAGUGAGUGGGGUGUUGGGACAAACUUAUAAGGAAAACUAUGUGAGCCGUUUGGAUAUUGGAGCUAAAAUGGCUGUGAUGGGUGGUAGUGGAAGUGAAUUCGAGAGUUCUAGCUUGUUCUCCACAGAUUGUUCUGUUUCUCGUUUUGUUGGUGACAGUAAUAAUAUUGGAGAGAAGAGCAGUUUUGAAGGGUUGAGCUGCCAAAGUGGAAUUGAUGGACAAGGAGUUGUUUGCAGGAGAUAGGUUAUUGUUUCUGCAGCUUUAUGUUAAUUUGAUUAUCAGACACCUUUACUUGUUUAAUUUGUUUAUGUUUUUAUCUUAUGAGAAUAAAUUACAUAAU